Aquila chrysaetos chrysaetos is the source of this 3167-nucleotide messenger RNA. RefSeq names its product potassium voltage-gated channel subfamily A member 10 (gene KCNA10). NCBI's taxonomy places the organism in Eukaryota, Metazoa, Chordata, Aves, Accipitriformes, Accipitridae. The transcript is spliced from 2 exons. Gene Ontology annotation, cellular component: voltage-gated potassium channel complex; membrane. Gene Ontology annotation, molecular function: delayed rectifier potassium channel activity; protein binding. The record is from RefSeq and is a predicted model, not a curated record. The coding region runs from base 1426 to 2976 and encodes 516 amino acids. Gene Ontology annotation, biological process: protein homooligomerization; potassium ion transmembrane transport.
ACGGCACAGCAUGGAAAGCUGCCCCAAUUACACAGGCUGGAAUACAGCUUGAGGGAAAGGUUCAGCAUCCCAAGCUGCUGGCAGGAGGAUCCGGGAUGCGGGCGAGGGCCAGGGACGGCUUUUGGAGGUCAGUCGGGAAAUGCCCUGGCUGGUACUCGCCCCAUUCCCGUGUGCUUGGUCCCUUUCCAGGGUGAUGCUCUCAUUUUUGCCUUUGCUUGCGAAGUUUUGGGGAAGGAAGGCAAUGCUCUCUGCAAAAGCUGGGGGAAGAAAUGGAAAGAGAAAUAGCAGUUUCAUCCUGCUUGCAAAGCGGGCAGGGGCUUGAAACGGCAGCUCAGAUGCCUUCACUGAAGGCAGUAGAUGAUGCUCGCAGCCCUGAUGGCUCUUUGGACUAACUGAGGGGUUAUGGCGAAUCCAGCAACCUCUGCUCUGCGCCUGGCUGGGGCUGUCCAGGGUAUGGCCAGGACCCAGUGUCGUACAGGCAAGGUGUGACACCCGCCCGCAGAGCUUCACAGAGGAACGGGCACCCCUGGCCACAGCGAUAUAAAAACAGGAUGGAAAAAGCACCCAGGGAUGCCGUUCCCGCUCCCGAAGCUUUGGCAGUUUGGGAGCUCCCCUCUGUGGCUAACGGCAAUUAAGCUCCCCAGAACGAAGGAUUUUCCCGUGCACCAGGACAAAGUCAGGCCCAGACGUUGGCAGCAGCCGAGGAAGUGCCCGGCCGAGGGGAUGCCUGGUCGGAGGAGCCCUGGAUGUCUCCACCUGGCUGGUACCUCGACAUGCAGCCAUGCCGGUGGGAGCAACGGAGGGUCCCGAUUCUUUGGCUUCUCCUUCCUUUCAAGCAGGUGUAAAUGAAUGGGGUCCCUGUGAAAUCAGCAACGUCCUGGCUGAACGUGGCAGAGCAUCCCAGCGAGCAGCCCGGGGGGGGGACGACAGAAAGGGCCACGUCUGAGCAUCACCCCCUCUUCCUCCACUCCGGGCUGCUCCUUCCUCACCCUCACUUGGAAAGCAAAGGCCACGUACGCAUUUGUGGACGUGAAGGUGGUGAGUUGGGAUCCCAGAUGCCACUGCUGCUGACAGGCAGGACCCAGCGAGGGAGCAAAAACCCAUUUCAGGCACAAGGAGAAUGAGGGCAAGGAGUCCCACCGGGCUCACGUGGGUACCGGCAUCACCUUUCCGCCCAGCUCAGGAGAGGUACGAGCAUCCCCGUGCUGCUGCGGCCAUGCGCCCGCGAGAGGCGAAGGGGCAGCACCGCCGGGCAGCCCCCGGGCAGCGGAGCUGAAGGAGGAGGAGGAUGGAGGCAAGGGGACCGGGCACCCCACGCGUUGGAGGAGGAUGAGGAUGAUGCAAAAGCCGGAUCCUCAUAGCGUGGGAAAGACGCAAGCUGCCGGCAUCCGACCCGGGGAUUUAUGCUGCUAAUCUGAUUAGUGUAUGAUGGACGUGUCCAGUUGGAAGGAGAUGGAGGUGGCACUAGUCAGUUUUGACAACGCUGAUCAGAUCGUGGAGGAUCCCUGUUAUUCAAACGACCUCAGCCCUGCCAGCCAGUCGCGGAAAGGCCAUCCCAGCUGCGCCAACCUCCUCUCCAACUUGAGAAUCCUCAUCAACAGCGAAAACGCCAACAAUGAGACCAUUUUCUCCAGGUUCUCUGCCGAGUUCAGUGAGCACCUGGUGGGGGAGAGGGUGGGCAUGGAUGAGGGGGACCAACGAGUCAUCAUCAACAUCGCUGGGCUGAGGUUUGAGACACGGCUCAAGACCCUGAACCAGUUCCCUGAGACCUUGCUUGGGGACCCGGAAAAGAGGAUGCGUUACUUCGACUCCAUGAGGAAUGAAUAUUUCUUCGAUAGGAACAGGCCCAGUUUUGAUGGGAUCCUGUACUAUUACCAGUCUGGAGGGAAAAUACGGCGCCCCGCCAACGUCCCCAUUGAUGUCUUUGCUGAUGAAAUCACCUUCUAUGAGCUGGGUGAUGAAGCCAUGGACCAGUUCAGGGAGGAUGAAGGGUUCAUCAAGGACCCUGAGACCCUUUUACCAACCAAUGACUUUCAUAGGCAAUUCUGGCUGCUCUUCGAGUACCCCGAAAGCUCCAGUGCAGCCAGGGGUGUAGCUUUGGUCUCUGUCCUGGUCAUUGUCAUCUCCAUCAUCAUCUUCUGCAUGGAGACCUUGCCGGAGUUCAGGGAGGAAAGGGAGUUUAAGUCCACCCAGGAGCUUUCUAAGAAUCUGACAGACACCUUGCUGGCCCACAGUACCUUCACAGACCCUUUCUUCGUCAUAGAGACUGCCUGCAUCAUCUGGUUCUCCUUCGAGCUGUUUGUCCGGUUCAUCGUGUGCCCCAGCAAGACUGAGUUCUUCAGGAACAUCAUGAACAUUAUCGACAUUGUGUCCAUCAUCCCCUACUUCGUGACGCUCACCACCGAGCUGAUCCAGCAGAGCGAACUCAACGGGCAGCAGAACAUGUCCUUGGCCAUCCUGCGGAUCAUCCGGCUGGUCAGGGUCUUCCGCAUCUUCAAGCUCUCCCGGCACUCCAAGGGGCUGCAGAUCUUGGGGCAGACCCUCAAGGCCAGCAUGCGGGAGCUGGGCUUGCUCAUCUUCUUCCUCCUCAUCGGCAUCGUCCUCUUCUCCAGCGCCGUCUACUUUGCAGAAGUGGAUGAGCCGCAGUCCCAUUUCUCCAGCAUCCCCGACGGCUUCUGGUGGGCCGUGGUCACGAUGACAACUGUUGGCUAUGGAGACAUGUGUCCCACCACCUUGGGUGGGAAGAUCGUGGGGACUCUGUGCGCCAUUGCAGGGGUAUUGACCAUUGCGCUGCCCGUCCCCGUCAUCGUCUCCAACUUCAGUUAUUUCUACCACAGGGAGACAGAGAAUGAAGAGAAGCAAAUUCUGCCCGGGGAGGUGGAGCGAAUACUCACCAGCGUGGUGACGGGAACCGGCAGCAUGGAGUCACUCAAUAAGACCAAUGGGGGUUACCCUCGAGACAAGGCCAAAAAAUGAUGGUCAAGGCCAUGACGGGACUGGGCACCGUCAGGUGGGAUUGGCUGGAUAAGGUAUAAAACAUCUGCACGCUGUGAUUUUUUUUUUUUUUAAACCAAAUGUGCUGCUGCUGCUUUUUUUUUUUUUCUAGACAUUUUUCAAUCUCUGAUUUCCUGUGGCUAUUCAAAUAAAUACCAUCUUUCUUAUCUCUC